CACAACUUCCUGCUAUGUCCCAUUGUUUCCCCUGCAGGAUGAGGUCCUCAUUUGAGUUACUUCUCUUUUAGGGGACAGAGAACAGAUGAGGAAAAAUACUGUGAGGAGACAGCAAACUCGGAACUGAUGAAGCGGCCUCCUCAGCCAAUGUUUGCUCUUCUCACGAGGAAAAGGAAAGAGCAAUGAUUACAAAUACAUGGAAAAACACAUAUCUCAGGACACUGUGCAUUGGAGUCAGAGAGCAGAGGGGGCAGCUAAUGUGUAACUUAGGUUAGGCAAUCAGGGGGAUAAAAUAGGAGCACAAAUUGUCACUUGGAGUCAGAUCCUGAGCGCAGGAAACGGCAGGAGAUCCACUUCACAAGACAGUGAGUGUGAGAGAGGUGUAUAUACUCAUUUGCAGACCUUAUAAUUGUUGAGGGGAAAAUGAUGCAAAAGGGAGUAUCUAAAUAGCACUGUUAUUCAUAUUAUUAUUUCACCCUGUUGGUAGGAAAUAAGUGUCUAUCCUUUUCACAAAUUCAUAUGUGUUACAGUUUGACGUCCCCCCCAACAGAGGUUCCUUAAUAAUGCAUUUAUACAAAUGUAUGUUGAGACCACACAUGGAAUACUGUGCACAGCUCUGGCUGCUGCACCUCAACAAGGGAUGUAGCCAUGGCUGCAACUUGGAUAGCUUAAAAAAGAGAUUUAGAUAGGUUCAUGGAAUAUAAGGCUAUAAAUAGUUGUGAUGGCAGCCUGCCUUGGAAUUUCACUUGCUGGGGAUCAUGAGUAGGAGAUGCUGUUCUGCUCAUGUCCUGACGGUGGCGCUAUGGGCUUCCCAGCAGAAUCUGAAUGGCAGGAGUCAUAAGAGAAUGCUGGACCAGUGAGACCUUGGAACUGAUCCACUAGGAUUCUUCUUAUAUGCUCUAAGAUAAUGUGUGUGCCUUAUUUUAUGUCCUAAAGCUAACAAGGUUAAUUAUUAUUUUUCUCUAAGAUGGCAAGAAACAGGUUAGCUUAGUGCAGUACAUUAAUUUGCAACAUAUACCUUUGCAGCCAUAAGGUAGAAUCAACAUUUUGCAGAAGUCAAGGGCUAACUCCCCUAAUAAUAAUAAUAAUAAUAAUAAUUUAUUUAUACCCCACACAUCUGACUGGGUUUCCUCAAUGGCCCUUGAGAUGUACAGAUUGCAAAUAAAUGUAAAGAGAGGUAGUAAAAAUGGAAAGGAAUUAAAUAUUUUAACACCUAUGUGAAGUUAGAUGAAAUAGCCAAGAAGCUGAUUGAAUUUUUUUUAUUUACUGUGGAUGUUCAGUACAGUCAUGGGAAGAGAGAAAAGGAUGGUGUCAGAAGAGGUGAAAAGGCUGUGGUCUUCAGUUAGGAAGAGUCCUGCGAUGAAGUGUGGGAUGUUCUGAGUGGGAAAUUGUUGUGGUGCUCUUGGUCUUUAUGCUAUCAGUCUGAGAAAGAUAACCAAACCUUACUCAAAAGCUGAGACCUGUGCAAGAAAAAGGAGGAAAACAUCCUGGUUAUCUGCAUAACGAAAGAUUCUCAGCCGACAAAAGUAACUAGGCUGCUUCAUGCAUUUAAAAAUAAAUAAAUGGCAUCUUGGAUAGAAAAGGGCUGCAGAGUUGUAAUUCUGACCUUACCUCAGAGGUCUGACAGAUUCUCUACCCUGCCUUAGUGGCCACAGAAGGGGCUCUGAGGAUCAUCUAGUAACUAGUUCAAGGCAGGAAUAUGCAGCUGUCCCAUACGGGGAUCAAACCUGCAACCUUGGUGUUAUCAGCACCACACUUUAACCAACUGAGCUAUUAGGCAUGGAUGUCUGCAGGAGAAGCCCUGUGUAUAUGGGCCUCUGCCCACAAUGAUCAGUGUUCCAGAGCGUGUAGAUGGAGUGGCUCCUUAUACACUACAAAAAAAAGUGUUGCAACAGGGGUAGGGGAAUGAAGACUCAGAUUUACAUAAAACAUUGUACAAGCUAAUGUAGAGAUGCAAGUUUAGAAAUAGUUCUUCUAAUUAAAAUAGAAAUGUGGCACAUCUCAUCAUAGGAGGAAGACUACGACCAGAUGUCCUAUGUACCGGCUGACCCUGCUGUGCAACUUCAGGGUCCCUCCUCUGUGCUCAGAUUUGUUUAUUUUUUUAAUCUUUAAACCAGACUUGGCCUGGACAAGUCUUCAAACAAAGGACCAUAUUCAGGUUCUAGCUGGUACUAACUGGCCCGACCAUCUCUGCUGGAUGAUGCAAGGGCACAGCACUAACAGAGAUAUUUUGGAAAGGGUCUUCUCUUUUCAAAGGUCAUAUUAAACUACUGCCAGAUGGGACAACAUAAAGCAGGAUGUUUUUAUAUGUACUGUAAGCCUCCCAGAGGGGCUGGGAAAAUAAUUUUUUAUUAUUAUUAUUAUUAUUAUUAUUAUUAUUAUUAUUAUCAUCAUCAUCAUCAAGGAUUGUGAACCAGCUGCAGCUGCCAAGUGGUUUGAGGAAAUAAUAGAAAUAGUAUUAACCAAACAGUAUUACCAUUGAAUCUCUUGGGAAAUUUCUGAGAAUACUGAAUUUCAGAAUAUCUGGAUUUUUGUACAUAAUGUCCACAUAAUGUUGAAUAUAUUUGUUCUAGGCAUUUUGCAUCUCCAACAACAGUCAGUAAUUUCUGGUUUUUGUAUACCAGUGAGUAAUUUAUAAAAAUGUUCUUAAAAAUUCAUGCAUAAAUUAAAAAGGGGAAUUUAAAAAAGCAAAGAGAUGCAGCUCUUACCCAUUGCGUAGGUGACCAGGUUUCACUAUUGCUUUGAGUACAGAAAGUCACAAGUUCAUUCUUGUACAGCCUACAUAAAUAAGGAUAAUAGAAUCAUAGAGUUGGAAGGAGUCCCAAGGGUCAUCUAGUCCAACCCCCUGGAUUUCAGGUCAUAGGGUAAUAAUAAUAAUAAUAGUAUUCAUCAUCAUCACCAUCAUCAUCCCUUCUGAGAUCUUUAGGACUUGCUGCCAAAUAGCCAGUUAUGAGCUAAAUAGACCCAUGGCGUGAUUCUUUAUAAGACAGCUUCAUAUUUUCACAUGAUUCCUGGUUGAGCAGGAAAAGGAAGAAAGCUUACAGCAUCUAGUAGUUGUGAUAUAGAAAGCAGCCAGAUUCCCAGGUUCUAAAGCAGAGGUUCCCCUUGUUUUUCAGGCCACUAUCCCCUUGGUUCCAUAAACUCAUCCCCAGUGCUCCCUACCCUACCCUACUCUACCCUACCAUAUAAAAAGCAUUAUUCAGAAUAGCAGCCUGCACUGGGGAAGUUAACAACACAAUGAAAGUCAAGACAGUUAACAAUUAAUUGCACAUUUCUUCAUAAUCCAAUUAAAACUAUUUGGUUUGAUUAUUUCAAUAAAACCGAUGAGCUUGAUCCAAUGAUAGUCUUUUGCAUCUCCAGUGCCCCUUUUGGGAACCACUGAUCUAAAACGUGACUCAAAUACACCAUGUGAUCAGUCAGUUACAGCUUUUUUGCAUAGUAACCCUUAGAUCUGAUUGUGGUUUUGUUAACUGAUACGGGUGAGCACAGGCCUUUUAAUCUCAGAGUCUGGGCCAAUAAGCCUAGCAAGCCACAGACUAGAAGCAUUUCCACCCAGGGCAGAAGAUGGGAGGUACAAAGUACCUCCCGUUAACUGGUUGUGGCUUGAGUAGCCAUUUUACCUGGCAGAAAUAAAUGCUUGGCAAACUCACAAAACCUCCCUUUGUUGCUUUUUUCCUUCUUCAACAGACAUCGCUGAAGUUGCAGUCAAACAUGAACCCCGGAGUGAGUUUUUUGUGCUUCCUUCUCUGCAUUACCAUUGUGGGCUGUGACCGGGUCUACGUCCACCCAUUCUAUCUGUUCGACGUAGGAAACCUAACUGGUUGCAAGAAAGUGGAAGACAGGGAACAGCAGGUGAAUAAUUUUGUCCCCGUCUCAAAUUUAUCUCACAUCAGUUCGGCCCAUGAGGAGGGUGUCAGAAACAAGAGCGAGGGAAGAAGUCAUUUACGGAGAGAGCUGAGAGACCCAAUUUAUAUUAUUGGUGCACGUUUCUAUGAACAACUGAGGAAAAUGCACAAGGAAGAAAAUAUUCUUCUGUCCCCCACAUUCAGCUACGAGUCCUUGCUAGCCUUCUAUAUAGGGGCCUCUGGUGAAACAGCAAAGGAAUUGCAGAUUUUUUUAGGAUUUGACUCCUCAUCCGUUAAUCCAAACUGCACCUACAGAAUUGAUGGGCGCAAAGUAUUCUCUGUACUGAGCAGCAUUGCUAAAAGUCCAUUUCACUCAAAAGAAGAUGAUCAGCUGUUCUUCGCGAAGUUCUCCUGGCUUUUCUCUGCCCCCGAAAUCCGUUUAUCCGAGUCCUUUGUCAAUGAUUUGGUCUUUCCAAACAUGAAUCUCUUCGUACGAGCUGUGGACUUUACAAACCCCACAAAGGCAGCAGAAGAAAUGAAUGCUUUUGUCAAAGGCACCCACCAAAGUAAGAGUUUGCUGGCAGACAUUGAUCCAGAAACUAACCUCCUGUUAGCAACUUACACUCAUUUCAAAGGUAAGUGAGCAGGGAGAAUUCCAACUUGUUGAAACCAGUAGCAAUUCUAUAGGGAAUCAAAUUUUCAUCAGGUGAACUGAAUUUAUGUACCCCAUAAUGCCACGCUGUUCACUUUUUGAGUAUUAAAUCUUCUAUUCUAACGUGGGAAAUCCUCUAAUGCAUGUCUGGAAAUUUAUAUCUGUACACUUACAGGUAAGUCCAUGUCUUUGAUGGCUUGCACAUGCUUCCCUAAGACUGUGCUAAUGUAAGAAUUGCCCAGCAAGGUUUUACACCAGCUGUUUUCAAAGAUGGACAGCUAAAUGUCAUAGGCAAUAUCACAUGCAGUAGCUACUGCCACAGUUUGUCUCUGGCACAGGAAGUCAAAGCCUUGUAGUAUACUGCUCUGCAGAUUGAAUUUCUGUUCCCGCCUACCACAGGAAAUAGAUAUUGAGGGAGCAAGAAUUGAUUUCAUCUGGUUUAAAGGACAGAAGCAAUUCCCAUAAAAAUUAUUUCAGUCAAUAUCUUGCGGCAAUGAAAUCAGCCUGUCUGCUGUGUUAUGUGGACAUGUGUGCACGCACAUUGAUAUUUUCAUGAGAAGCCUUCAGUGAGCCACUCUCUCUACCUUUCCCCCAUCUUUCAAAGCAACAAUAGCUAAUCAGCAGUAGGGAUGUGCAAAUAGGUGAGGAAUCUGUAGUGUGCUCCUAUAACAAUACGCCUUGGCUCACACAACAGCCACUGGAAAUUCUUGGAGCAUCUAACGGGGCUCCAAAGUCUACUGAAAAAGAAAAAAGCUUCUAAACAGUCCAAGUGCAUACUUAAAGUUUCUAGUAGGUUUGCAGAGUCAAUGGUUUUUUUUUUUGUUUCUUUUUACACAGCACUAGGUGUAUAGAAGGGACACGGGUGGCACUGUGGUCUAAACCACUGAGCCUCUUGGGGUUGCCGAUUGGAAGAUCAGCGGUUCGAAUCCCUGCGACGGGAUGAGCUCCCGUUGCUUGGUCCCUGCUCCUGCCCACCUAGCAGUUCGAAAGCAUGUCAAAGUGCAAGUAGAUAAAUUGGUACUGCUCUGGUGGGAAGAUAAAUGGCGUUUCCAUGUGCUACUCUGGUUUCGCCAGAUGCGGCUUAGUCAUGCUGACCACAUGACCUGGAAAAACUGUCUGUGGACAAACAUCAGCUCCCUCAGCCAGUAAAGCGAGAUGAGCUCGCAACCCCAGAGUUGGUCGUGACUGGACUUAACUGUUAGGGGUCCUUUACCGUUUUCAGGUGUAUAGAAUAAGAGGGUCCUCAAGAUUCCUUAACUAAAAAUCAUAGAAUCAUAGAAUUGUAGAGUUGGAAGAGAACCCAAGGGUCAUCUAGUCCAACCCCCUGCAAUGCAGAAAUCUCAACUAAAGCAUUAAAAGCAAUAAGCCCAAUUCAUUGAAGUAGCGUUAGUGUGUAACUGACUUUUGCAUCAAUUAAUUGUUCCACCCAUUAGUGAUUUCUUCUAGAAUAACCCCAAGGAAUUAUGGAUUUUCUCUUUUACCACUCUGCCAAAAAAUGGGAGGAAGGUUUAAUUGAAUUUAACAGUCAAUUUUACUGUUUUUAUUUUGCUGUUCUUCAUUUUUUUAAAAAGUCAUAUUAAAUUGCUGUUGUUAGUCAUCUGAAUUCUGCUAAAGAAACAGAGUGGGGAGUAAAUGUUUUAAAUAAUGAAUUAAAAGAAAUUUCCGCCAGUGUGGCACUUUGUGAACCAACCAAAUGGAUUAAAAAAUCAACUCCUUUCUCCCUAUAACCAUAUUCCGAUUUUUGUUUUCAGUCUCUGUAAAGGGAGCCUCCCUACUGAAAGAACCUCAGGAAUUCUGGCUCAGUUCACACAAAACAAUCCCUGUACCAAUGAUGAGAAUAACCGGAACCUUUCAGCAUAAAUGUGAUCCCAGCCAGAACAUUUCUUCCAUCAAAAUUCCUCUCAGCCAGGAUUUAUUUCUGCUGCUUUUGCAGCCCACCAAUAACAGUGACCUGGCCAGUGUUGAAAAUCAAUAUUCCAUGAAGGUUCUUUCCAACGAAUGGCUGGUGGGACUGUCCCCAAGGUAUACUUUGUUUAUGCAACAUUACAUAUUUGUGGGACCAGCAACAGUCAGGGGGGAUAGCUGUCUCUUUUCACUUAGAUCCAGUUGCCAGAGAACUGGUAAUGACAGAGUUUCUCCAAGUUAAACUCAGCCACCUCAGUCCAAAUAGUAAUACCUGUCAUUGACAACAACAUUUAAAUCUUGAUCAACAGGUAUUUAGAAAUGCCAGCAAAGAGUAUUUGCACCCUCUGCCUUUAAAAAAAUAAAUAACAGGGCUGUCUAAUUUUCUCCUUUCUACUCCUAAAUCUGUUUUAUAAUCUCACUUAUUAUCUCUGUAUGCUAAGCCAAGGAGAGGUCUGGUGAAGGUAAGAGCUCCCUUUUUCUUUACUUUGUUAAAAGAAAGAGGGGAAAGGGACCGAUGCAUGCCCUCCCUUAUUUUGUGCUGGGCAUCCGUGGGGGAUUAAGUAUCCUCACAGGGGCCCAGAACAAAAUAAGAUCUAUUUCCCCUGAUACUUAGGUGGAUGUUAUGAGCAUACUAUGAGAGAGGGCAGACAUAGGAAUCAUCUCUGUUCUGCCUCUUACUCAAAUUUCAAAGGGUUUCCAUGAGAGUGUUUUGCCCAAGAGCAGGGUGUUGCUAGAAAUAGAUGCAUGGGCCCCAAAUCAUUUUCUAAAGUGCCCUGAAUGGGUAGAUUUUGACUUUGGAAGAAAAUGGAUUGGGGGUGAUCUGAGUUGUUGGGUGGGAUAUUUAUCUGGGGAAGUAAGGUGAUUUUUUAAAAAAUUCACCAUAUUUGUGUCCAUCUUAUACCCAAAGUUCUCAGGGUGCCUUACAUAGUAAACACAUAUUAAAAAAUAUAUAAGGGCAAUAACCAAAACGUGAUCACACCAAACUUUCCCCCAAGAAGACGUAUUUUUUAUUGCUUGUCAUAAUUCUAUUACAUUAUUUUGUCUAAAGAUGAUUUGGGAGGUAAUGACUAGGGUAAUUAAAUUGAUGGAAAUUAAUUGGAAGUACAGUAAAUGGAUUGGAGAGGAGCUGAUUUAGGACCCAGCUAUAUUAGUCAAGAAAAAGUGUUUUAUGUGUUAUAACACUGUGACACCAGAAGGCGCUGUGGAGUCCUGUCUUUUGCCAAUGUGAUUUCCCAUAAUGAGGUUUACAACACGUUUUCCUGAAACACUUUUUUGAUGCGUCUAGAUCCAGCCUUGUGCUCACUUGGGGUGUGGUGCAAAUUGAAGACUUGACCUGGGGGUGACUUCAGUGGGGAUUUAGCUGGCUUGCCUUGUCACCUUUGACAUUUCUAAAUUUGCACAUCCAUCGGGGCAGCCUGUCCUAUUUCGCCUAGGCAAAACAGGAAGUCCCCCCCCCCGGGCAAAGUCUGUCUCACUGGGGUUGCAUGGUGGUGCCAGCAGCUUCCAGUGAGAUCUUGUGACAUCUCACAGAACUCUCAAGACAGCUUGUGCCAGCUCUGCAAGAUCUCACUGGAAGCUUCUGCGAGUCCUUCUCUGGUGUCAGAGGUGGGCAAGGCACCUACAGGGACACUGCCCUGUGAGAUUCUGCCGCCUGAGGCUGGUGCCUCAGUCUGCCUCAUGGGCAGGCCGGCCCUGAUCUCCACAUACACAAAUUUGCUAAUAUAUUUUCCUCUCUUUCUCCCUUCUUGUAUCUUCUUCAGACAAAUCCAGCUGACUUUGCCAAAGGUGUGCUUGGAAAGCACAUAUGAUAUACAGGAACUCCUUGGCAAAAUGCCCCUGUCUUACCUGCUUGGAAAUAAAGCCAACCUCACACGACUAAGUGACAACAACAUAACUGUUGGGAAGGUAGGGUCUAUUUUCUACGCAAAAGCGCAGGCGCUUUCCAUCUUCCACACAGAGACAAAGUCCAUGUAAACAACAGAAUAGAGAGCAGGCUAGUUGUUGUAGAGAGCAAAAUCUGUAGUGGGCGAAAGAUGAACAUUUGGAGCAGAUGCCAGGAAGGCAUGGGACCAAAGACAACGCUAUGAGAGGACAAGGGCUCGAGGAAUCAGAGGACAAAGGGGGGGGGGAUAAGACGUUACAUACAGAUGAAUGAUUUUAAAAAUGAAAAGAAGCCUCAAAAGACUGCAGUGUUGAGUGAAAGGGAGGACGAAGAGAGGAGAAAAAAGGGUUCUUAGCCUUUUUCCAGCAAGAAAUUGUGUUUACUGUUAGGCAAUUUUAGACUCUGGACUCACUGAGCAGUUGACUUUUUAGAUAGUAAUGUGUUAUUACUGCUCUUAAAAAUAUGUUAAGCCAGUACAGCUGCAUUCUGGGCCAUCCAGAUAAUACUGCUGAAUGGAGCCCUCUGUGUUGUCUCAAACUGUAGCCUAACAGCACUACUGCCCACCAGACAUUUUGGAGAAGGAUGAUGAUGAUGAUUUAUACCCCACCCAUCUGGUUGGGUCUCCCCAGCCACUCUGGGCAUCUUAAAACAUAUCUAAAAACAUAAUAAAUACAUCAGUCUUAAAACAUCGCUAAACACUGUUGCCUUCAGGUGUCUUCUAAAAGUCAGAUAGUUUAUUUCCUUGACAUCUGAAGGGAGGGCAUUCCACAGGGAGGGCGCCACCACCAAGAAGGCCCAGAACCAGCCCCUUCCCAUUUGCUUCUUCCCUUUAGGUUUCCAAAUAUGUAUUUACAUGUAGAAGCAGACUUUUUAGUCUCUGCUGGGGAAAACACUACUAGACCAAGGAACACUUUUAAUGGGAAAUUGGUUGCAGGGAACAUAUUGAGCAUGCCUGCAACUCCAUUCAAAAUGGCAGCCUGCCAAGCAUGCUUUUCACCUUCAAAAACUGUUAUGUCAUCACCACAUAUAUUUAUCCCCGUGUUCAGCCUGUUCCACUUAUAACACUCUCGCCAAAUAAGUUGCUAAGGAGGCUUAUAAUCAGUCAUUUACCCCUCAAAGCAACACUUUAAGAUACUUUAAGUUGUCAAAUAUGGCAGAGUGUUGUUUAUCUACAUAUUUUGAAAUGGAAGGAAAGGAAAAGGCACGUCUGAAAUUCCUUUUCAGGUCCUUCAGCAGAAUGACACCUGCCUUGUAGAGCACGAAGGCCACCAAUAUUAUGCCCGUUUUGUCAGAUGCUACAAACACUAUUUUAAAAGGCUUCUCCAGAAGAUUGUGUUGACUCCCAGGCAGUAUCUGAAUUCUUCUGAGAAAACUGCUUUAAUUAGUUGCAUGUAGCCAUACCACACCACGGUGAUAUUUGGCCAUGUUUAGUGGUCUGUAAAUACUUGAAGGAAAUAAUAUCAGAAAGAACAGUUGUGGAUUCUAUGUUAGCUAUGUGAAUAUGAAGCAAUGACCUAGUCUGGCAUUCUACUGCCUCUUAAUAUAAACCAGGGAUGGGGAACUUAUGACUCUCCAGAUGUCGUUGGAAUCCAGUGCCCAUCGGAAUCAGGCAGCCUGGCCAAUUGUCAGGGAUUAUUAUCUAAAUGUAUGGAGUGAUCACUGAUCAGUAUGGAAAUUUCAGCCAAGAUGGAUUGCUAAUGUGAAGCAUAUUUCUAAUACAGGACCAUACUGUACUGCCCUAGUAAGUCUUUGGGCAAAGCUGCUUCAACAAGUCUUCUGUAAACAUUAUGGGUUGCUUCUUGCUGCAUCCCAUGUCCUUUUGUUUAGCACUUUUCAUACCUUUUUAUUUAUGGGGAUUGCCAUUUGUCAUCUCUUUCUGUCAUACUCCGCUGAGCCAGACUCUCAAAUUCACUGGGCUCCUUUCUGCUUCCAGAUCAUAAACCAGCAGCUUUUGGAGCUCACUCCCAGGACAGCAGAUGAAGCAACAGACCCCACAGCAGGAAGUCAAGACACCGAGGCACUCAAAAUAACACUGGACAAGCCAUUUUUGCUAGCAGUGUAUGAAAUGUCAGGCGCACAGCUUUAUUUUGGCAGAAUAACAAAUCCCCUGAAAGGAACAUAAACUUCCACAAGGGGAGGAGGGAAUGGCUUCCCAGACUUCAUUUGAUCUUUUCCUUGCUUAGCAACUGUUUCUAUAAUCCCACUGAGUCCUAAUUAGAGAUUUUGAAAUGGCAAAACUGAUGUAUCUUUCGAUUAUAAUAUUGAUAAAAUUAUCAAUAGUGUUUAGCAACAUCUUUAUUCCAUUAAGGGGAUAGCGUGAGGGUAGAUCUGUUUACACCAACAUCUAGGGUGCCACACAAAUGCCAUAAUAUUGUACUUUGCCUGUUGCAUGUUAACUUCUCAGUAAGCCAGUCAUCUGUACAGUUCUGCCAAGAAAAGUUCAACAUACUUUUGUACCUGAUUAUCACUUGGUCAGUGGUUGGAUAUUCAUUAACUGGAUUAUCCCAAUGCCUUAUUUACUUGAAUUAAUAAUGCUAUUCUAAUAGAUGUGCCGUUUAAGCAACCCCAGUGAAAAUAUAGUCUUAGGUCAGUUUCUAUCAAAUAAGAAUUGUUGUUUGGAUUUUUUUUAAAGGGAGCAUAAAGAAUAGUUUUCUAUUCUUUUCAGCACUUUUCUUUUUCAUAAUUUCCUGUUCACUUAUCAAGAUUCAUCCCCUAUUGUAGAUGCUAUUUAAUCUCAACAUUUAGUAAGCCAGGUUUUCCUUUUUUAUUAGAUUCACCCCCCUCCCUAAAUCCUCUAGGUUCUCACCAUAAUUAUAUUAGGUGUGUAUCAUAUUGCAGGUUUAAUUUGCAUGCUGGCUUCUCACCUGAGACACCAAAGCAGCUCCAGAGCAAAAAUAAAUAAAUAUUCUGAUUAUCAAGCAAUAUUGAAUCAAAAGGUUGGAAAAGAAGAUACUGCUAGAAGGUAACACAGAUAAGGAAUGAAAAUAAAAGUACUGGUUGAUAUCAGUAUAUUUUGCCAGUGCUUCAUCACCUGUACUAGUUUCCAGCCCAUUUUGGAGCUGAAUUGGUUGUGACCUAUAAAGCCUUAAAUAUAUUGAGGAUAGCAAACCUGAAGAAUUAUUUCUUCCCCUAUAACCUGCCCACAUCUUCACCAGAGACCCUUUUUAGUUUUCCCAUUUUGUGAGGUAAAAGAGAUGGGCAAUGCCCCUCUUUACCCUGGCCUUUGAUAACUGUCAUGACCCACUCUGUUUCUGUGUCUAAUUUGCUUUAAACUGUUUUUAAUAUUGAAAGGGUGUGGAAUAAAUUGAAUACAUAAUACAUAAUAA
Messenger RNA from Podarcis lilfordi (Lilford's wall lizard), 11610 nucleotides. NCBI's taxonomy places the organism in Eukaryota, Metazoa, Chordata, Lepidosauria, Squamata, Lacertidae. The record is from the annotation of a GenBank genome assembly.